AUGGCACAAGCAUAUGCUCAUGAGCCGUUGCCCUCGUCGCGAUCAAUCAGGCUAAUUUCCUUGGCCCCUUCAGUGACGCCUAAUGCACCAAUACGCUGCGAUAUCACCAUCGUAGAACUCCAAAGUCAACGAGCGAAGGUGCCCUACGAAGCCUUAUCAUAUGUAUGGGGUUCCCCAACCGGUACGAUACCUAUUCGGUGUAAAGGUAUGGAGCUUUUGGUGACGCCAAAUUGUUACGAUGCCCUGCGCCGUCUACGGUCCCGGUUCUCGCGACGCACCCUCUGGAUAGACGCCAUAUGCAUCGACCAAGGAGACGAUGAUCGCGCAAUCCGAGAACGGAAUUCUCAAGUGCAGAUGAUGGGAGAUAUCUAUGAAAACGCGGCAAGAGUUCUUAUUUGGCUUGGUCCGGCUCAUAAAUUUACUCCGGCGGUUUUUCGCCUGCUCAGUAUGAUUGGCUUCAUAGCGUCCUGGUCGUGGAGGCAUAAUUUUGCGCAGUUUUCUGAGAAGCUAAUCGUUAAGACCCUUUCCCGCCGGUUCCAAGUGUGGAUAAGAGCAAUGGCAAAUUUGCAAUGCUCUGUUCCCCAGGAUAAGGUCUAUGGGUUAUACUCGAUCUUCAGGGCCGCUGGACUUGAGCUGCCGGACGUCGACUAUAAAAAGACUGUCCAAGAGGUAUAUGGAGACACUGCUAAGAGCUUCAUUAGAAUGCGUAGCCGUAAACUUAACGUGUUACUUAUCAGCAUCAAGCCCCGAGGCUACGAUGAGUUACCAAGCUGGACGCCUAACUGGGAAAUGUCUCAAAUGUUAGGACCAGAUGUCGUCGAUAUCACUGGAAACUUCCACUUAGAGAGUGACAGGUAUCGCGCCAGCGGUUAUAGUCUGGCAACUAUCCCAAACUUUACGCCCGCCAGAGAGCUUCAAGUAAGAGGUCUCAUUGUGGGGACUGUGCAAAAAAUCAUCGUGUCAUCUACAGCUGGAGAACAGCCGGAGCUAGUUGGAAAAAGAAACUUUUCUGUGAACUACGUUAUUGCGUGUCGCGCAUGGUUAAUGCAGCUUGGUUCGAUCUGGGAGGCAGAUAUGUACCAAGGCCAGGAGGUCCCUGCAAACGCGAUGAUAAACACGCUGGCAUUCUUCAAGAUGUCCGAGGCGGAAAGUUUGGAGUUAGAGCAGACCGAAGCGCAGUUUCGAAGUUGGGCCGACGUUUUCGCAUACCCGGAUUGCAAUGUUGUCACAGCCCAAGAUAUAGAAGCGGUCGCGCAACUCGAUCCAAGUUCGGUAGAUUACUCGGAGAUCAUAGAAGCUGCUCUGAACCAUGCUAAUAUUAGAUCUUCGGGCGACACCGUAUCCGAUGCCGUCAAGCAAAUUUUGGUAAGUGCAGGCAUAUUUCAUUUUGUGAUCUGUUUCCAGCUGGCUAAUUGGGCUUUUCUAUUUCUUGAAACCGGUCACAUUGGUAGAGCGUAUUACAACUGUAGAGAAGGUGAUAAAGUCGCGCUUUUGGCUGGAUCGAAUGUCCCCUUUGUGGUGAGAGAAGUUGGACGUGAUCGCUACCAACUCGUAGCACCAGCCUAUAUUCACGGAAUUAUGUACGGGGAAUCAUGGCCUGUUGAUGAAAAUGGGGUAAAGGAUAUGACGUUGGUAUAA
Molecule: messenger RNA, 1638 nt
Organism: Daldinia childiae
Lineage: Eukaryota; Fungi; Ascomycota; Sordariomycetes; Xylariales; Hypoxylaceae
Exons: 2
Coding region: 1-1638 (545 amino acids)
Source: RefSeq, a predicted model, not a curated record